Molecule: messenger RNA, 2595 nt
Organism: Arabidopsis arenosa
Lineage: Eukaryota; Viridiplantae; Streptophyta; Magnoliopsida; Brassicales; Brassicaceae
Source: the annotation of a GenBank genome assembly
GUCAAAACUCUUCCUUUUGUGUGUUUUGGAAACAGAGUCUCUAUGAAUCGAAGCAACAUACAACUUAAGAAAAAAACAGACGAAAAAUUCUGAUGGGUUUCAUCGCUCUGCAAUCUUGGAGCAGAGGAGCUUCAACUUCUCUUCACCUCCUUCGUCCAGUUGGCUCCAACCCUAAGCUAUAUGAUGCUCCACUAGUACAAGCAGUUACUGGUUUUAAGUUUGAUGUAAGAGCUUCUUCGAGUCGUAAAUCACUUAAGAAACUUAGAAGAGAGUCUCAACAAGGUAAAGACAUAACCACAAGAAAUGUUACAGAAGAAGAAGUUUCUUCUCCAAAGUUUGAGGAAGCUCAAGUUGAUACUCCAACUUCAAAGGAUUCUACCGAUGCUGUUGUUGUUGCUCCUCGAGACAAAGUGCUUCAGGCGUGUACUGUAACUUCUGGUUCAAUGGCUGCACUAGGUCUGAUCAUCAGAAAGGCGUCUCAUGUUGCUUCGACUGAAGGAUUACCGGUUCCAGAUUGCUCUAUAGAUGUACCAUUUGGGUUUGAAACUUGGCAUCUCGGUUUAAUUGCUGGAAUCGUUGUGUUUAUAUCGUCAAGUAGGUUCUUGCUACUUAAAUCUUGGCCAGAUUUUGCUGAUUCUAGUGAAACAGCAAACCGACAGAUUCUUACUUCGCUUGAACCUUUAGAUUAUCUUGUGGUUGCAAUGUUACCUGGAAUUAGUGAGGAGAUGCUCUUUAGAGGUGCAUUAAUGCCUUUGCUUGGAACCAAUUGGAACGGUAUUGUAGCGGUUGGACUCAUUUUCGGUUUACUUCAUCUUGGGAGUGGAAGAAAGUAUUCUUUUGCAGUUUGGGCAUCGAUUGUCGGUAUAAUCUACGGUUAUGCAGCUGUUCUAUCUUCGAGUCUUCUUGUUCCGAUGGCCUCGCACGCGCUCAACAAUUUGGUCGGAGAAAUGGCGAGUGGAUGUGCUAUACAUGGUGGUUGUCCCAGCGAUUACGUCGCCGUCGCAAUUUCAGUAAUCUGCUUCUUCGUGCUUCUAUCGCGCUCGGUGUUACCGUGUUUGAUUCACAAGGCUCCUCGUACUAACAGUAGCAGUUUCUGGAUCCCUGUUAUUCAAGUUAUCGCCAGCUUCAACCUUCUGUUCUCAAUUAUGAUGUCAGUUAAUUUACUUCGAUUCAGGACGAAACAUUGGUGGCGAUAUUGCUAUCUUUGGGCAGUGUGGAUUGAAGGACCACUUGGAUUUGGUUUGCUGAUGAGCUGCCGUAUAACUCAGGCAUUUCAACUAUACUUCAUAUUUGUCAAGAAACGUCUACCACCCGUAAAAUCAUACAUUUUCCUCCCCCUUGUUUUGUUGCCAUGGAUCUUCGGAGCUGCAAUUAUCCACGCAACAAAGCCUCUCAAUGAUAAAUGCCACAUGCGUCUUCAAUGGACUUUCCCAGUUGCAGGCCUUCAUGCUCUCUAUGUCCUUGCUUUAAUUGCAUUCACAAGAGCAGUCCGACAUGUAGAGUUUCGUUUUGAUGAGCUUAGAGAUCUCUGGAAAGGAAUUCUCGUCUCAGCCACUUCAAUCAUUAUAUGGGUAACAGCGUUUGUGUUGAAUGAGAUUCAUGAAGAAAUAUCCUGGCUUCAGGUUGCUUCAAGAUUUGUGCUUCUAGUCACGGGUGGGAUUCUCGUCGUUGUCUUCUUUUCCAUCUCGAGUAAUCAACCUCUUCUUUCACAAAUCAGCUUGAAGAAAAGAGAACACUUUGAGUUUCAAAGAAUGGGUCAAGCUCUAGGCAUUCCCGAUAGCGGCUUAUUAUUCCGAAAGGAGGAAUAUCGACCUGUUGAUCCAAACGAGCCACUCGAUAAGCUUCUUCUCAAUAAAAGAUUUCGCCAAUCGUUUAUGGAAUUUGCUGAUAGCUGCUACGCUGGAGAAACAUUGCAUUUUUUCGAAGAAGUGUAUGAGCAUGGUAAAAUCCCGGUAGAUGAUUCGAUAAGAAGAAUCUACAUGGCUCGACAUAUCAUGGAGAAGUUCAUUGUCGCAGGAGCGGAAAUGGAAGUAAACUUAUCUCAUAAAACCCGACAAGAGAUCUUAACCACUCAAGAUCUAACUCACUCUGAUCUCUUCAAGAACGCAUUAAACGAAGUGAUGCAAUUGAUCAAGAUGAACUUGGUGAGAGAUUACUGGUCAUCCAUCUACUUCAUCAAAUUCAAAGAAGAAGAAAGCUGCGACGAGGCAAUGCAAAAGGAAGGAUGGAGUUUUUCAUCUCCAAGACUGAGUUCAGUUCAAGGCUCUGAUGAUCCUUUCUAUCAAGAACAUAUGUCAAAGAGUUCCAGAUGCAGUAGUCCCGGUUAAGGAGUCUAAACCGGUACUAAACCAGAACCCAAAACCAAUGUUCAUAGCAAUCCAAUUCAUAUAAUCUUCUUCACAUUUCUUGUACAUGUCCUUUUCUUACUCUUUUAUACCAAACUGAAGAGAAAGUGUCCGGUUCUGAUUUUGGUUUAGUUUUGAACGUGUAUACCGGAAAAAAAAACUAUGGAACCAUACUAAUUUAAUAUCUGGAAAAAUUUAUACGUUUAUGCCAUCUGUUUGAGAGUAAACAUAAUAAAUGUCUUAAAAUAUC